Molecule: messenger RNA, 830 nt
Organism: Bipolaris sorokiniana ND90Pr
Lineage: Eukaryota; Fungi; Ascomycota; Dothideomycetes; Pleosporales; Pleosporaceae
Exons: 1
Coding region: 444-818 (124 amino acids)
Source: RefSeq, a predicted model, not a curated record
CUGGUUCACGACGCCAUGCCAAGUCACUUCUUGGCUGGCAGAGAGUCCUUGUUGUGCAUGCAUAGUACGAAGUGUGUUGUAUGGAGUACAUAGAUGGAUAUUCUGUAUGGUGAGGUGUGAUGCAUGUGUCACGGUCAGGAGAGCUGGGGAGCGAGGGAGCGAUGCAGGAGAGGGUGGGCUGCAGAUCAGAGCAGGAAGGCGAAUCUAGGCGGGCUGAUGCAUGGAGAUUACAUAGAUGGUGACAGGGCAUUGUUUCUGCCUCUACUUGGCUGGGCUGCAACUCCUGGGUAGGAGAGGGAGAGGGAGAGAAGGGUAUGACGUUCUCCUAGUGGCUGCCGGCAAAGGGGAACACGAGCGGACAAGGUCCAAGUUGAGGGCGCCCUGCAUACGGGGACUAGGCUAGAGGCAUGAAGGGUGAUGAGGGUUAUUGACGGCAUGCGGAUAUGUAUAGACAAUGGGGUAGGUGGUAUACGAGGAGCUCCAAUUCGUGCAGUGGUCGACUGAAUUGGAGUAGUGGCGUGUGGGGGACGGCGCGGGCCCCCAGCGCCUUGGUGGUUUGGACGAUGCAGUCUGCCCGAGCAUCCACGCAGGCUCGGAUUAUGCUCUGGCGCGCCAGAACAUGUCGUGUGCGUGAUGCUUGGCUAAGGAUAGACUGUAGGGGGAAGCUUGAGUUUGCGUUUGUCAGGGGUGGAUAUGGAUGGAUGGAUGGAUGGAUGAUUACUAUACACCUAGUAAGUAGACAGCAGAUGGAGUCCCGUCGCGUGCAUGCUUGUUCCUCGACGCUGCUCGCCGGCGCAUGCGCACGGGCGGUCAAAUGAUCGGGGACUCAG